Messenger RNA from Mycena citricolor, 6697 nucleotides. The record is from the annotation of a GenBank genome assembly. Lineage: Eukaryota; Fungi; Basidiomycota; Agaricomycetes; Agaricales; Mycenaceae.
CCAACUUGGUCCGAGAAGGCAAGCUCCUUCCCCUCUCUCACAACAAGUCGCCUCAACAGCUCCCAAGAACUGUCUCUAAACUCUAUCCGAGAUCUUCACAAACUGCGCUAUGUUCAUUAACUUCAAAAAUGCUCGAAAACUACUCUUGGCGACCAUCAUCCUUGCCUCGGCCACAACUAUCGUUCUCUCUCUUUACCUCAAGCCGUCUCUUACUCAUCCGCAUUCGGCCUACGUGCUGGUGGCGAUUUCGGAUCUCAUUAUCUUUGGUGCUUUCCUGUCAAUCUUCCGCAAGUCGCUCUUCCUGAGUGCCCAAACGGUCUCCGCUGAAGCAUUGGGCUCUUUUGUGCUUCUGCCUUUCGCGUUGAUCCUCCUGCUGUACACGAUGAGCCUCUCUCUCAAACCUGAUCCCGGGGCCUUCAGGAUAUACGGGGUCUUACAGGUCUUCGUUCUCAUCAGCGUGAUAUUGCAUGGAUUGUAUACUACGGGAUUGAUAGCGACCGCCAUGUUGACUGUGUGCUGUUUCGACGUCGAUGUUUGGACACGAGACAUCGAUUCCUCGCCUUCUCCCUUCCCCAUGUCUCUGAUCUCAUCUUUUAUCUGUCCGUGCUUCUGCGUUUCAGCAAAUUCCGCAGAGGAAGCCGAUCUGGCGAAAUUCGACGAGCAGCAAAAGCUUGUGUGUCAGCCGGGCACAAGCUGCACUUGCAACGCAGUCAAGCCAAAGUCUCUCGAAGAACGCAAUGUUGAGAUGGGUGGGAUGCCACGUGCGAGUUUGCUUUCAUCGCGCUCGCUAGUGCGGGUUCCCAACGAGCUCGAAAGGCGAACAUCGAUUAUCGUAGCUUUUGAUGAAGUUUGUGACUUGUUGAGCCUGAGAUCCCCGAAGUGCUCGUGCCACCUACACAUCCACAACUGCCUACUCACCCGCGAGGUCGCCAUGAGCAGUGCCAACGCCUCUCUGACUGCUGGAAAGCUUCCCCUGCGGAUUUUCUACACCGUCAAUGGCUCCCCUCAGCGCAUGUUGACACGUACCAACGGUGUCGUCCCCGUCGACUUCAUAUACGCAUUAGAAACCGAAGGCACCUCUUCCCGCGCCAUUGCCCGGCCCCGCUACGCGUCUACCUCACUCAGAGUGUGUCUGGAGUCGAUAUGUCGGUCCAGUCCGGAGCUCUUAAGAGAGAGCACGGUGGAUUAUUCGGUGUACCUAUUGGACCCGAUGGAAACAGCGCCAGUCGAUCUUCCUGGUGGGGCUUCCCCGAAACAGCAAGAUUCGGCAUCCCCAGUGGCAGUUGGCUUGGGUCUUUUGUCUGUGGCGCUUAUGGAGCACGAGGGGAUGGCAACAGGGACGGUCAAAGCUGCCGGAGGGCGAGGUCGUGAGUCGCUGGAGAUCAUUUUUUCCCUGACCCAGACUGUAUCUCUAUCUGCGCCGCUGUCGCUUCCGUGGGCCAACACCUCUGCGCCGUCCAAGGCGUUCCCUCCAUCAUCAGCGAAUCACCCCAAGGCAGCCCCAGUCACCCACUCCGAUAAACUACUCAAUGACAGCUCAUAUGUCGGUCCGGAACGGCGACGUCCUGGUCGUCCCGGGCGCCCCAAACAAACUGUAAUCGUUGACGAAGACAAGGAUCGGAAGAAUACCCCCCUAGCGAACAGCGCCUCCGUUUCUGAAGACGUCGAGUCAGUCAGACAUGUGCUCGGUGUUGUGUCGAACGAUGGUCCCGCCUUGCUCGAUCUGAUCGCAUUUGUUCAAACUCAGCCCAGUCACAUCCAACACAAAGCACUGGCCGAUAUUCUUCGUCUCGUUCACGGGAAAAGCGGAGAGGCCAUAGAACCUGCUCCUGAGCUGAUUGAGGCCAUCAGGCAUUUCAAGCAGCAAUUCUCCGACUUUGCAUCACAUCGUCCACAGGAGAACUUGCCCAGUCUGGACCUCGCACGUCGUAAAAGCGCUUCCGAUGAUGAAAUCGUUGUGCUGAAUAAAGAAAAUGUAAACCCAAAGGUCUUCAGUCGUAAAGGCUCGAAGGAGAAGCAGGCCGACCCGAGCGAUUCGCGCGGUCUGCUAGAGCGCACCCUAACUCAGUCCGGCUCCUCCACCCCGGAUUUGCCGACCUCGACUUUGGGAAGAAAACGCACUCGGACCGAGUACAUGGGCGAACAAUCGGAAACCGUGACCGCGUCGAUAACGACGUCCUAUUAUCGUCUGCCCGAACGUUCGUACUCUCAGCCGUUGUUCACCGCCUCCUCGCCAGUAAAGGAUCCCUCGCACGCAACCGCAAAAGCGAGUGUCUCGGCAUCAUCACCUCCCCGACCAGCCCGAAAGAAAUAUAUCGUCCCGGACUGGGCACGGACCAAGACAUCUCUUCAACCCCGCUUAUCAGCCGCGGCGCAGCUACGGGCGCAGGAAAGAGAGCAGGAGGAAGAGGAGAGAAGAAAGACGAAGGCCGAGGCGAGGAGGAAACAGGCCAAGGAUGAGCGAGACAAGAGCAAGACACGUAAGCCCAAAGGCAAAGGCGUACAGAGGUCAGCGUCGCAAGGUGUUCUAGAUCCAUCAAAAUCACAGGGCGCCUCUGUGUCGCGGACGCUCUCCAUGCCGGCACCUAUAGCAGCCGGGACAGAUUUCCUCUUGUUCGGUUCGCUGUCUCGCUCUUCCGCGGCGACGACUGUACCAUGCACCCCGCCUCGAAAACGAAUGAACACUUUCGUGACGCCAGAUCGUCCUGGCUCGUGCCCGAAUUCCCUUUUCACGCCAGGUCCAGGGUCCAAGACAUGGGGCGAUGCACUCGAAUUUGAUUCGGGUCGACGCUCGGCCUCGCCCACAGGCAACAAGUCUACCCAAUCGCCUUCAGCUGACAUGCUGGCACACGAGCUUGAAAGCGCGUUUGAGGACUUGGACGUUCCCACAUUCCCGUCCAGCGACCAGGCCACCAUCAUGGAAGCCAUGUCUGAAGAUGACAGUGACGAAGAUGGCGAUGGAAAUGGCAAUGGCAAUGUCACCACCGAAAAGCAGAUUCCACAGGCCCAGCACUGGGAGGGUCUUCCCCCAUCCUCUCCCCCUCCUCCCUCGAGCCCGAUCAUGAUGACCAGCGACGACGUAGCCCUCAGCGCGGAUGUCGAGCCCCUCAGCGAUCCCGGCACGGCCAUGGACGCCUGCGACACCGAUCUCUUCGCCGAGUUCAUGAAUUAUGACUUUGCGGACUCUGCAGCCUCGCACCCUGCAUCUGACUGGGGGCUUGAUUCGCAGGCCCCUUCGCAGGAAUUGGAUAUCAAUCAGCUUUGGGAGACUCUGUGUCCUCUCAUCCAGGACACGAAGGUGGACCCGGUGGAUAUGGCUAUCGAGGUGCAUGCUCUCUUCAAUGGAUGUUUAGUAUGAUGUGUUUUUCUUGGCUGGAUUUAAAUAAUUUUGAAGGACUGCGUUCUAGCUAGUUGUAGAUGCAUCUCUGCCGCAGUAAUUGUACCGGAAUGUUGUGCGCAGUGGUUCAAGGCAAGUUAGCAAGUUAGCAAGUGUGAUGGCCAUGACGUAAGCACUAUUGCUCGCUUGAGUCAGAAUCAGUGCACGCGUAUAGACACACCCACGCUAUGCUCAGCGAGAAAGCAAAAGGAAAGCAAAGAGCUGUAGACAUCCCCUCCUCACCUAAUCCCGUCCGCGCUCGAGACCUCGUCGUCCGUUUCACAGAUGGCAGUCCGGACGUCACCGUCUCUGUGAACGAGCGCGACACACUGCACGACGUGAAGGACAAUAUCCGCAAACAGAAACCUCAUCUGGCAACUCGACGACUGCGCUUCAUCUACUCCGGGGCCAUCAUUCCAGACCCGACGGUGGUCAACGACUGGCUGGCAGCCCUCGAAACUAAGCUCAGGAAAACCGCCGCUGGACAGGAUGCGAUCGAGCAGUCGCCUCCGCUUGCGUUAACCUGGAUCCAUUGUUCCGUGGGACGCGAAAUCGAGGCGGGCGAAGAGGAGGCGGCGGACGAGCAGAAAGCACAGUUGCAGCCUGCGCGGGGGUUCGACCGCCUGGCGUCCGUUGGGUUCUCUGCCGCGGACAUUGCCAAUUUCCGGCAGCAGUUCCACUCGCAGUCGGCCUCCUCGAAUUACCUGGACACGGACUUUGAGACGGAGGAAGAAUAUGACGAACACGCGCGGGCGCUGGAAGAAGAGUGGAUCGACUCUUUGGAUAAUGCAGGAUCGGCAACGCUCUCCCAGAACUCCUCGGCGGGCAAUCCUGCCUUUCUGCAGGGGAUGGUGCUCGGAUUCUUCUUCCCCAUCCUGCCUUUCUUCUUUUUCCGGAACUCGCAAGCCCCCGUGUUUUGGGCCGACGGAUCGGGGGUAGAGCCGACGGGGAACGUCAUAUUCUCCAAGUACAUGCAGAUGGGUCUCAUCGUUGGGUUCCUGAUUAACCUGCUGUUUGGGACGUGGCGAUAUCUCUUGGAUGCGCAAUAAAUAGACGACUCUUGCCCCAACCCAAGCGUAGCCAUAUCCACGCUGCCAGAAGUUGCGGACGGUCCUUCGACCCAGUCGAGGGAUUGUUGCGUAGGAAGCGCCAAGCUGCCAGAGCGAGUGAGUCUCGAAGUCCGUGGAGUAUCCCGUGAACAGGUUUGUUGGUGCGAGGCCCUCGUGUGUGUCGAAGACGGUCGAUGUCCACUCCCAGACUCCGCCGUUGGUGCCUUUGGCUCCGUCGAUGCCUGCAGUUGCUCUGUGAUGCGUCAGCUGGCGGUCGACAGGGAUGUCUGCUGCUGCUCACGGGACUGGGUGCCAGUUUCUGAAGCCGACGUUUCCUCCACCCUCGAAUCCGCUGUCGUGUGUGUCCAGGAAGAGCCGCAGCUCGGGCUCUGUCGGUAGGCGACCUCCCUUGGAUCGCGCAUAUGCUUUCAAGUCGUCGUAUGUUGUGAGAACCGGCCAUUCGCCCGCCACGUCCAUUGGCACUAGGCCAUACACCGUUCGAACCUGUGUCCGAUCAGUCGUCACACUCGCGUAAUGACUUUUCUUUUCUUUACCUUGAUCUGGCCAUCCUCCUCGACCCAACUCUGGGGCAGCUCGGCUUUUCCCGCGGCCCAGAACUCAAAGAACUCGUUGUUGGUGAUCGGUCGCCAGGACGCCCUGAAGCUUUCGACACGGACUUGACGCGGCGGGCUCUCGUUGUCCCAGCCGUAUUCCCGCUCCUCGGCGUCGAACUUGAGCGCGGCAACGGCGUCGUCGGCUUCGGAAUCGUCGUGGCCCAUGGUGACCAUCGCGGGGCCCACGACCACCGAAUCGGCGCAAGGCUUGGGUGUCGCAUCCCACUGGAGCUUGAGCAGAUCCCAGGCGGGCUCGGUGAACCCGGGCGGCGGGAGCGUCCCUGUUCCCGCGCGCUGGAUGAGCAUGUACAGCAGCGUCUGGAAUCACACGAAUCAUCAAGGAUGGAACCUCUUUGAUGCAAAGCACGCUCACCUCGACAUGCCAGCCCUCGUGCUCCAGCGUCAUGACGAGUGUCCGCGCGAUGUUUCGCGUCAGCGUCCGUUUUCCGCUGUCGAUGUCGUCGUACAACUGAGCCAGUCGGGCCCGGACGCCGUUGCGGAACCCGAUGAUGCCGUCCAGCGACGGCCAGUCCUCAUCUUUCUCGGGGACGACCGAGUGGUUGUGGCAGUGGUCGGGAUCGUCGACGUGGGGGUCGAUGCCGCGCUGAAUUGGAUCUCAGUGUCUGGCUGAAUGGGCUGCUCAGAUAUCGCGCGCUCACCUCGAAGAUGUCCCAGAAAUACGCCGGUUCGGUUGGCGAGCCCCCGAUGGACUUGGACAGCAGCAUGUCCAGGAACCUGUGUCCCACCCCACGGGUUAGCAGAGCACACGUGCGCUGUGGGUGGCGCGGAGACUCACGUUGGGAUGUGCCCGAUGUAGAAAAGACAUCUGGUUCUCCCGUCAGCGCGCGGCGGGCGACGGGGAGGGGCGAUAGACUCACUUGUGACGCAGGUCGAUGGGCUUCUGGAGCAGCAUCUCCUGGGGAAUCAUGCCCAGAGUGACGAGAUCCCAGGCCCGCCAGAGGUUCUGCCACUCCCCGAGCGUGGGAAUGUUGCCUGUCUCUGGUCUCUUCGCACACGGGCUAUACGAUGGCGCAGUGGACAGCGGCGGGAACACGACCCUCGGUCGUUCGAGGAUGUACACCGAAUCGUGGCCGCACUCUGACACGGCAGACAGCACGCAGCGGAGGCCGGCGACCGCAAAGGUGUUCAGACGGCUGGCUUGGAGAGGGUCGGUUGAGAUAGCAGCCUGCCAGAGAUGGAUAAACAAAUAGAUAGUGGAAACCGAUCUGAAUGCUGAAUGACCUUGGUAUGGGAAAAACUAACGCAGCCAUCGGCAGAAGCGAAUCGGUAGUCUACGCCGUCGACUUGCUUGGCCUGCCACUCGGAAGGGGCCAACCGGACGAUGGUCUGGUGGGACAGGUCCGCGGAUUUCUGCUCGUUGAUGCACAGCGUCAGCAGCGCAGCGUCAUCGCCGCAGUGCAUAUCGAAGACAGCGCCGAGAAGCGCAGGCUUGAGAAUAUCCGCACGCGCACACACGUGAUGCACAAGACGGUCGAGCAGUCUGCUGGGCGACAGCGACGAGGAGGCGGACGAGGAGGUGGUGGUGAUGGACUCCGUGUCCGAGUCCGAAGCAGGCGUGCCAGGCUCGUCGUGCGAGAGGCUGAACGGGACGCGAGACAAGAGGGCUGCAGGCAGAGACAUGUGGGGGGAGAGGGAAG